AUGGAAAAGCUUCCUAACGACCUUAUCUCCAUUACAAUCCUCUCAAGACUCCCCAUCAAAACUCUUAUGAUAUGCAAAUGUGUCUCGAAGCAAUGGUUUUCUUUAAUCUCAUCUUCCCACUUCGCCGAAACCCAACUUCAGCGCUCUUCUCAUUUCUCUUCAAACUCCAUUCUUACUCUUAACUAUGAAGGUAUAUUUGAAUCUAUUAAUUACGAAGCAUUUGACAAGAAUCUUGAUUAUUUCAGUCGUAAAUUUGAGGGUAAUCAUGAGAACAAGAUAAACACUCGUUUGAUUGCUUCUUGUAAUGGUUUAGUACUCUUGAUUUCUUCUCUUGUAUUGGUAAAUGAUCGACAUAAUAAUGAUUUUGACUAUAUUGUUUACAACCCAUGUCUUGGUGUUGGUGAUAAUAAUUUUGUGAGUAUCCAAAAUGAUCGAAUCAUUGUUAGUAAUCGUGGUGAAAAUCAGUUCAGUUUCGGGUUUGGCUACGUGUCGUCGACUAAGGAUUACAGCAUUGUUGCCAUAUCUUUGUCAAUUAGUCCUCGACGUCCCGGGAUAGUCGUGUAUGUGUACUCAUUAAGGUAUAGACAAUGGCAGACACCGCGAAUUUUCAUGAGACAUCUAUCGUCCUUGUCUUGUCAAGAAUGUUGGUAUAAUUGUAUAGGAGUAUUGGUGAAUGAAACAUUGCAUUGGGUUUUUACUCUAGGGAAGUUAGCGAAAUACAUUGGUGCAUUCAAUUUGGCUAAUAAUACGGAUGAUGCGUUUAAAUUGAUGGAUUUGGCGCCAAAAACCGAGUUAGGGGACGAUCGCGUGAUCAAGUUGUGCAACAUGGAUGGUUGCUUGUGUGCUUGGGGGGAAUAUGAUGGACAUUUGAUUAAAAUGUGGGUGAUGAAAGAGUACGGUGUAACGAAGUCGUGGACGUGCUUGUUGAAAUUGAGCUUAGGAGGUAUUUGUCACGGUAUAUUCCAACGAACGGAGUCCGGGAAGGUUAUGAUUGUCGUGGAGAAUGAUCUAGUGCUGGUUGACACGAGAAGUGAUCCGCCAAAUUUUGUGCAAUUUCAUCGUUGUGAGAGGUUAAGUGAAGUGGUGAAUUAUGUUCAAAGUCUUAUUCGACCCAACAUUGAGCCAAGACAAGAGGUGUGA
This is a messenger RNA of Chenopodium quinoa (quinoa), 1140 nucleotides long. RefSeq names its product F-box protein CPR30-like. NCBI's taxonomy places the organism in Eukaryota, Viridiplantae, Streptophyta, Magnoliopsida, Caryophyllales, Amaranthaceae. The transcript has a single exon. The record is from RefSeq and is a predicted model, not a curated record. Gene Ontology annotation, molecular function: protein binding. The coding region runs from base 1 to 1140 and encodes 379 amino acids.